UAGGUUCGGAGGUUUGAGUGGAAUGAUGGGCCCUAUCGUGAUCAGCAUGGCUGCUAAGCUGUUCGCGUUGAUUGGUGGUGUUGGACUUUUAUCAGCGAAAGCCAUAGUUGUGGCUAAAUUAGCACUCUUCAUCUCCGUUAUUUUGCUAGUCCAAAGUUAUUUCUCCAACAGAGGAAGCAACGUUUUGCCUUACUACGGUGGAAAUUCAUACUACCCAUCUGUUACCUACGGUACCAAUAAUCUAGGUGGAUGGAAUCCACAGUAUCCUUACGCUAGAUCCCUUGAGGUGGAUAGAGGUACAACUGAAAGUUACGAAGGGGAACAACUUGCUUACAAAGGAUACACGUCACAAUAG
Coccinella septempunctata (seven-spotted ladybird) is the source of this 355-nucleotide messenger RNA. RefSeq lists its product as uncharacterized. NCBI's taxonomy places the organism in Eukaryota, Metazoa, Arthropoda, Insecta, Coleoptera, Coccinellidae. The record is from RefSeq and is a predicted model, not a curated record. The coding region runs from base 23 to 355 and encodes 110 amino acids. The transcript is spliced from 2 exons.